Asparagus officinalis (garden asparagus) is the source of this 1786-nucleotide messenger RNA. Its product is annotated as protein TIC 40, chloroplastic-like. The record is from RefSeq and is a predicted model, not a curated record. The transcript is spliced from 14 exons. Gene Ontology annotation, biological process: protein import into chloroplast stroma; chloroplast organization. NCBI's taxonomy places the organism in Eukaryota, Viridiplantae, Streptophyta, Magnoliopsida, Asparagales, Asparagaceae. Gene Ontology annotation, cellular component: chloroplast thylakoid membrane; chloroplast inner membrane. Bases 127 to 1377 code for a protein of 416 amino acids.
CCCUUUUAUCAUCUCCAUCAAGUCUUCCCUCUUUUUCCUCUGUUCGCUCUCUCUCUUCCCCCCAAAACCCUCCACCAAAAUCUCUGCUCUUUUGUUUUCGGGUUUCGACCUCGAAUUUUUCUCUAAAUGGAAAAUACUGCGCUCUUGUCCUCCAAAUUCCCAGUCCUCGCCGGCUCACACGGUCCCUCUCUAAUCCUUGGCCGGCGAUGGCCGGCUUAUCCUACUCUCCGACGAGUUGGAGGCGGGAGAAGGCAGAGAUUUAUCGCCUCUUCAAGAACUUCCCAAAAUGAUACAUACAAAUUUGCAAGAAUUUCAUCUUCAAAAAUCAGUGAGAUGUCUACAGCUAGCGGUACGCCACCACUUCCUGUGCCACCCCCACCAUCAUACAUAGGCUCACCUCUUUUCUGGAUAGGAGUUGGAGUUGGGAUCUCGGCACUGUUCUCUAUGGUCGCAACAAAAGUAAAGCAAUAUGCAAUGCAGCAAGCUUUCAAGACAAUGAUGGGUCAAGCAGCACCACAAAAUAGUCAAUUCAGUAAUGCUGCCUUUCCCCAAGGAUCACCCUUCCCAUUCCCCCCUACAUCAGCAUCAGUUUCAAGUACUCCAUCACCAUCAUUCUCAAAUAUUCCAUCAGUGACACAUGUUGCUUCACAACCAGCUGUUACAGUAGACGUCUCUACAACUAAAGUGGAAGCAACUCCACCUGCUGAAGUCAAAGAUGAGCCAGCUACCCAAAAGGAAGAGAAGAAAUAUGCUUUUAUAGAUGUUUCUCCAGAAGAAGACACGCGGAAGGAUUCAGGAUAUUCAGUAAACACCAGUACGUCAAGCAAUGUUAAUUCUGAAAAAGAAGCUACACCAAACGGAGUGUCUGCUGCACAGGAAUCACAUUCUUCUACUGAUCAAUCACAAUCUGGUAAAACACCCUCUGUUCUAUCAGUUGAAGCAUUGGAGAAAAUGAUGGAAGAUCCAACUGUGCAGAAGAUGGUUUAUCCGCAUUUACCUGAGGAGAUGAGGAACCCCACUACUUUUAAGUGGAUGAUACAAAACCCCGAAUAUCGCCAACAGCUGCAAGACAUGCUAAACAAUAUGGGGGGAAAUGGUGAAUGGGACAGUCGCAUGAUGGAUUCUUUGAAAAACUUUGAUCUGAGCAGUCCUGAGGUCAAGCAGCAAUUUGACCAGAUCGGGCUUACUCCAGAAGAAGUUAUAUCUAAAAUUAUGGCUAAUCCUGAUGUUGCUAUGGCAUUUCAAAAUCCAAAAGUGCAAGCCGCAAUCAUGGAAUGCUCACAAAAUCCCCUAAGUAUCACAAAAUAUCAGAAUGAUAAGGAGGUUAUGGAUGUGUUCACCAAGAUAUCAGAGCUCUUUCCAGGAAUGAUGGGUUAGUGACUUGUUACGGUGAAAUACCAACAAUUUUGAAGUUUCAGUGUGGUCAAUUUAUGUGACAAGCAGCUAAAGGUUCUUACUUCGUUACUCCUCUCUUUACUGAAAUUUAUUGUAAUGUAUGUCAUCAAGACUUUCAAAUCUUCUCUUGCAACGGGUUUGGGUUACGGGGUUUUAUUUACCCCCUUCACUGUUAGUAAAAGUGUAAAUGUUUAUCAAAAUGCAUCAUAUCCGUGUACUGAGUUCGAUUAUCUUCAAAGCAGUGUCCCAGAAGCCACUAGUAUCAGGAGUUUUAGACAGGGAUAUCAUAACGAGACAAUUAAGAGUUGUGCUACUAUUGUACAACAAGACACAAAAAUGUGGAGUUUUUUUUUUCAAAAUUGCAAUAAGAAAUUAUGAAUUUGUUAGCAUA